GUCGUCAGCACCACUGGGGACCAUGGGAGGCAGCGCCAGGACACCUACUCUCACUGCCCUUCUCUGUCUCGGGUUUUGUCAGGGCCUGUGGAACCGGGUACAAGCAGGAGGCUCCCCCAAACCCUUCAUCUGGGCUGACCCCAGCCCAGUGGUCACCAACGGGAGCCCUGUGACCAUCUGGUGUCAGGGGUCUCUGCAGGCUGAUGUCUACCAUCUGUAUAAAUUGAGGGUCUCCAAACCCUUGAAAACAGAGGCCCCACAGGACUCCAGCAACAAGGCUGCUUUCUUCAUUGAAUCUAUGAGCACCCGAACUGCAGGACUAUAUCAGUGUGCAUAUAACACCCACAGGAAUGGCUGGUCAGAGCUCAGUGACACCCUGCCCCUGUUUGUGACAGGAGUGUACAGUGCACCCUCCCUCUCAUCCCACCCAGGCCCUGUGGUGGCAUCAGGAGAGAAUGUGUCCCUCUCCUGUAGCUCAGAGACCACCUUGGACACUUUCCAUCUGCUGAAGGAAGGAGGAGCUGACCCACCCACACGCAUGAAGUCAACGACCUAUCAUGGGAGGGGGCAGGCUGUCUUCCCUGUGGGCCCUGUGAAUACCUCUCAUGGGGGGACCUACAGAUGCUAUGUUUCUCCCAGCUUCAACUCCUAUGUGUGGUCACACCCCAGUGACCCAUUGUAUCUCAAGGUCACAGAUGUGUACAGGGAGCCCACCCUCUCAGCCCACCCUGGCUCGCUGGUGCUCUCUGGAGACAACCUGACUCUCUGGUGUCACUCCAAGACCAGCUUUGAUAGAUUCGCUCUAACCAAGCAUGAGGGGUUCACAGCCCCCGAUCGUCUUCAGGGGCAGCACAGCCCCGACUUCCCGGGCCAUGUGAAUCGCACCCAUGGGGGCCAGUAUAGAUGCUACGGAGGACACAACCUCUACUAUGCGUGGUUGGUCUCCAGCGCCCCCUUGGACAUCCUGAUUGCAGGAAUGUAUGAGAAACCCUCCCUCUCGGCCCAUCCAGGGCCUUCAGUGCCCUCAGGAGAGAACGUGACCCUGCAGUGUCGCUCUGAGAUCUGGCUGGAUACCUUCCACCUGUCCAAGGAGGGGUUACCUGCUCCUCCGCAGCACCUUCAUCUGUAGAACAGGGCUGCACCCUUUCAGGCCAACUUCACCAUCAGUCCUGUGACCUCAGAUCAUGAGGGGACCUACAGGUGCUAUGGUUCAAACAGCACCGCCCCCUACCUGUUGUCACUCCCCAGCGACCCCCUGGAUCUCCUGGUCUCAGGAGACUCUGAGGAUCAACUCUCCCCAAGGGAGUCAGCAACAAGGUGGGGUCUCAAAUGGUACUGGAAGGCUCUGAUAGGAGUCUCGGUGGCCUUCUUCCUGCUUCUCUCCCUCCUCCUCUUCCUCCUCAUCAGACGCUGGUGUCAGGGCAAACACAGGACGUCAGACUCUGUCCAUCUUGACCCAACCCAGAGACAGGCUGAUCUCCAACUCCCUGCAGGAGCUGCAGACCCAGAGCCCAAGGACAGAGGCCUGCAGAUCAGCUCCAGACCAGCUGCUGAGGCCCAGGAAGAGACCCUCUCAGAUGCUGCCAUGAAGGACACACAGCCUGAGGAGGGGGUGGAGCUGGACCAUCAGCAGGGCCCCCAUGAUGAAGACCCCCAGAGAGUGACAUAUGCCCAGGUGAACCGCUCAAGAUCAAGACUCAGGCGGGGAGUGGCAACCUCUCCUUCCCCCCUGUCAGAGGAAUCGCUGGACGUGAAGAGCAGACAAGCAGAAGAGGACGGACAGAUGGACAGACAGGCUGCUGCAUCUGAAGACCCCCAGGACGUGACCUACGCACAGCUGAACCACUUGACCCUUAGCUGGAAGACAACACCCCCUUCCUCCCAGUCAGAGGAUCCCCCAGCAGAGCCCAGCGUGUACGCUGCUCUGGCCAUCCACUAGCCCAGGAAGGACCCAGAUCCCCACCCUCCAGGGACGAACGCUGCAGGGACCCCAGAAGGCACAGGAGCUGCCCCAAUGGACACCUCCUAAUGACCCCCAGCAAGCCUGGACUCCUAACAUGGACCACAAGGAUCUUCUGGGACAAUUUGGGACUCACUUGGUUCUGUAGUCAAAGAUAACUAAUACCCCCACAUUUUGGAAAUAAAGCAACAGACUUCUCAGUAA
Diceros bicornis minor is the source of this 2164-nucleotide messenger RNA. Its product is annotated as leukocyte immunoglobulin-like receptor subfamily B member 4. The record is from RefSeq and is a predicted model, not a curated record. Lineage: Eukaryota; Metazoa; Chordata; Mammalia; Perissodactyla; Rhinocerotidae.